Sphaeramia orbicularis (orbiculate cardinalfish) is the source of this 5335-nucleotide messenger RNA. Its product is annotated as calcium-activated potassium channel subunit alpha-1-like. Gene Ontology annotation, cellular component: postsynaptic membrane. The coding region runs from base 67 to 3651 and encodes 1194 amino acids. Gene Ontology annotation, molecular function: large conductance calcium-activated potassium channel activity. NCBI's taxonomy places the organism in Eukaryota, Metazoa, Chordata, Actinopteri, Kurtiformes, Apogonidae. Gene Ontology annotation, biological process: potassium ion transmembrane transport. The record is from RefSeq and is a predicted model, not a curated record. The transcript is spliced from 31 exons.
UUUUGUUUUUUUUGUUUUUUUUUGUUUGUAGGGAGAAAAGUGGGCUGGUUAUAAAAGAAGCCGAUCAUGCCCAAAAACAGGGAGAGAUUCAGCCCGGAUCCAUCCAUCCAGAUAUCCAAGAUGAAUGUGAUCAUCCCGUUCUCACCAGAUGUGCCGUGUGACAGUAACGGUCAGCGGAUGUGGUGGGCUUUCCUCGCCUCCUCCAUGGUCACUUUCUUUGGGGGUCUCUUCAUAAUCCUCCUGUGGAGAACUCUCAAAUACCUGUGGACCGUGUGCUGCCACUGUAACGCCAAAAAGAAGGAGGUCCAUCGGAUCACCACGGGCGAUGGCAUCAAACGUGCCGAUAAGGACGACGCUGCAGCCAGCGAGGUGGGCUGGAUGACGUCGGUCAAAGACUGGGCUGGAGUCAUGAUAUCGGCGCAGACGCUAACAGGCAGAGUCCUGGUGGUGCUGGUGUUUGCUCUCAGCAUCGGUGCCCUUGUAAUAUACUUCAUCGAUUCCUCUGAUCCUAUCGAGUCCUGUCAGAACUUCUACAAAGACUUCACGCUGCAGAUCGACAUGGCGUUCAACGUCUUCUUCCUGCUGUACUUUGGCCUACGUUUUAUUGCCGCCAAUGACAAGCUGUGGUUCUGGCUGGAGGUGAACUCGGUGGUGGACUUCUUCACGGUUCCUCCGGUGUUUGUGUCGGUGUACCUGAACCGGAGCUGGCUCGGCUUGAGGUUUUUAAGGGCCUUAAGAUUGAUACAGUUCUCAGAAAUUUUACAGUUUUUGAAUAUACUAAAGACAAGUAACUCCAUAAAGUUGGUGAACUUGUGUUCUAUCUUCAUAAGCACAUGGCUGACCGCAGCAGGCUUCAUACAUUUGGUGGAAAACUCAGGGGAUCCUUGGGAAAACUUCCAAAAUUCCCAAGCCCUUUCCUACUGGGAAUGCGUCUACCUGCUCAUGGUUACGAUGUCCACUGUGGGCUAUGGAGACGUUUAUGCAAAAACCACCCUGGGCCGCCUGUUUAUGGUCUUCUUCAUCCUUGGUGGUUUGGCCAUGUUUGCGAGCUACGUCCCUGAAAUCAUAGAGUUAAUAGGAAACCGCAAGAAAUAUGGUGGUUCCUAUAGUGCGGUUAAUGGGAGAAAGCACAUUGUGGUGUGUGGUCAUAUAACACUUGAGAGUGUGUCCAACUUCCUAAAAGACUUCCUACACAAGGACAGGGAUGAUGUCAAUGUAGAAAUUGUUUUUCUCCAUAAUAUUUCCCCUAAUCUUGAGCUGGAAGCCUUGUUCAAGCGCCACUUCACCCAGGUGGAGUUUUACCAAGGGUCUGUCCUCAACCCACAUGACCUGGCCAGAGUCAAGAUUGAAUCAGCCGACGCCUGUUUGAUUUUAGCCAAUAAAUACUGUGCUGACCCUGACGCUGAAGACGCCUCCAACAUCAUGAGGGUAAUAUCCAUCAAGAAUUACCACCCAAAGAUCAGAAUCAUCACCCAGAUGUUGCAGUACCACAAUAAGGCUCAUCUGUUGAACAUCCCGAGCUGGACCUGGAAGGAGGGAGAUGACGCCAUUUGUCUCGCUGAGCUGAAACUGGGCUUCAUCGCCCAGAGCUGCCUGGCCCAGGGUCUGUCCACCAUGUUGGCCAACCUGUUCUCCAUGAGGUCCUUCAUCAAGAUUGAGGAGGACACGUGGCAGAAGUAUUACCUAGAAGGAGUGGCCAAUGAGAUGUACACCGAGUACUUGUCCAGUGCCUUCGUGGGCUUGUCCUUCCCUGUCAUUUGCGAGCUGUGCUACGUGAAGCUAAAGCUCCUCCUGAUCGCUAUAGAGUACAAGUCUGAUCAAAGGGAGAGCAGCACCCUGAUAAACCCCGGGAAUCAUGUGAAAAUGCAGGAGGGGACCUUGGGGUUCUUCAUCGCCAGUGAUGCCAAAGAAGUAAAGAGGGCGCUGUUUUACUGUAAAGCCUGUCAUGAUGACAUUACUGAUCCCAAAAGGAUAAAGAAGUGUGGAUGCAAGAAAUUGAUAUAUUCCAAGAUGCCUGCCUACAAGAAAAUGCGACUGGCAUGUUGUUUUGAUUGCGGCCGCUCAGAGCGAGGCUGCUCUUGCAUGCCGGUUAAUGUGCGUUGUAACAUGGACUCCCCUCAACGUGACAUCCCACUCUCUGCUGUCUCUGUUAAUGAUUGCUCAGCCACUUUACGUGCCUCUAAAAAUAGCUAUAAUGGAUAUAUCAAAUCAAUUGAGGAGGACCAUCAAUCGGCACUGUCGCCUAAAAAAAAGCAACGCAAUGGUGGCAUGAGAAACUCUCCAAACUCCUCCCCGAAGAUCAUGAGACAUGACCCUCUCCUCAUCCCUGGGAGCGAGCAGAUCGAGAGCAUGGACGAGAACGUGAAGAAAUACGACUCCACGGGGAUGUUUCACUGGUGCCCGUCCAAAGACAUCGAGAAGGUCAUAUUGACCCGGAGCGAGGCAGCCAUGACGGUUCUGAGCGGUCAUGUGGUCGUUUGCAUAUUCGGAGACGUGAAAUCGGCGCUGAUUGGCCUCAGAAACUUCGUCAUGCCUCUGAGAGCGAGUAACUUCCACUACCACGAGCUGAAGCACAUCGUGUUCGUCGGAUCCCUCGAGUAUCUGAAGAGAGAGUGGGAGACGCUCCACAAUUUCCCAAAAGUCUCCAUUCUGCCCGGCACACCGCUGAGCCGGGCAGAUCUGAGGGCUGUCAACAUCAACCUCUGCGACAUGUGUGUCAUCCUGUCAGCCAAUCAGAACAAUAUUGACGACGCAUCACUGCAGGACAAAGAAUGCAUCUUGGCGUCACUCAACAUCAAAUCCAUGCUGUUUGACGACAGCAUCGGGGUCUUGCAGGCUAAUUCCCAAGGCUUCACUCCUCCAGGGAUGGACCGAUCUUCUCCUGAGAACAGUCCAGUUCAUGGAUUGGUCCGACAGACUUCAGUCACCACCGGAGCAAAUAUUCCCAUCAUCACAGAACUAGUAAAUGACUCAAAUGUUCAGUUCCUGGACCAAGAUGACGACGACGACCCGGACACGGAGUUAUACCUCACUCAGCCUUUUGCCUGUGGGACAGCCUUCGCCGUCAGCGUUCUGGACUCAUUAAUGAGUGCUACAUACUUCAAUGAUAAUAUCCUCACCUUGAUCCGGACGCUGGUAACAGGCGGGGCCACGCCGGAGCUGGAGGGGCUGCUGGCGGAGGAGAACGCGCUGCGAGGCGGAUACAGCACGCCGCAGACCUUAGCGAACAGGGACAGGUGUCGAGUGGCACAGCUGGCUCUGUACGACGGGCCCUUCGCCGACCUCGGGGAUGGUGGUUGCUAUGGUGACCUCUUUUGUAAAGCCCUGAAAACAUACAACAUGCUCUGCUUCGGCAUCUAUCGAUUACGAGACGCGCAUCUAAACACGCAAAGCCAAUGUACCAAACGGUACGUCAUAACCAAUCCUCCCUACGCGUUUGAGCUGGUGCCCUCAGACCUGAUUUUCUGCCUGAUGCAGUUUGACCACAACGCCGGCCAGUCUCGAACCAGCCUCUCCCAUUCGUCCCAUUCGUCCCAUUCCUCCAGCAAAAAGAGCUCGUCCGUCCACUCGAUCCCGACCACCAACCGCACGAACCGCACCAAAAGCAGGGACUCACGAGACAAACAAAAAAAAGACCCGGUUUACAGAUGAGCCAGAGAAUACCCACCUGAGGACCAUUCAGAUCAAGCCUGUGAAUACUCUCGCCGUCACUCAAGUCAGUCCGUAUAAAUCCACCAACAGCCCAAUCCCACCCAUCCGAGAGGCAGAAGACGAGUGCUGACGUCCGGGGAGGGGAGGGGGGGGGGCACCGUCAUGACACCUGGAUGCCAUCGUGGACUCGUGGAACUGCAGGAAAAACAUCAACACCGGACGUCAGAUGAGAAGGACACGGAAGUGCUUUCCUCGUUCAAUCCUCCAGCUUUUAGAUAGAAGACAAUCAUCCACGGUUAGCUUAGCGGUGACCAGACUCCGUGACUGUUUUCAUUUUGGAGGAUGAGGGUCGCAGCAGUAAACAUCACUCCCAGCAACUCCAAUAAGUGAUUUUUUUUUUUUUUUUUUGUUUUUUUGGAACAAGUUGCCUUUUUAGCUGUCAAUGAACUGCUACUUCUGCAUUCUACUUACUCUGUACAGUUUGUUCACAUGUGUAUUUCACAUCCAGCUGCGAUCCCACCACGAUGGCAUUGACUCUCACUGAUUCCUUUGCCAUUUUGAAACUAAUAAUUCACAACAUUUGUGACCGUUAAAGCGGCCAAUGCUCACAUACAUCAGAACGGCAUUCGGCUCCAGCCUUAUCACCAUCCAUUCAUACUUCUAUUUGGGUUUUUUUUGUUGUUUUUGUUAAUUUUUGUCUUAUAUUUGCCUUUUUUGAGUCGUUUGUCAUUAAUGUUUUCAUGUGAUUGUUUGGUUGCGAUGUCCAAAAAAUCUUACAAAGUGAAGCUGCAUAGCCAUGUAUAUGAUAGAGCUGUUCUGUCGGUGAUAAAAAAAAAAAAAAAAAAAGAUUGAAGAAAGCCAAAUACUACGAUUUAAAUCAAAGCGCCAUAUAAUCAGAAUGUGAAAGCCACGUAUCGCAUGAAGUGGGCAUCUUCAAGUCCUCCUUUGGCUGUAAGCACUGCCUGACACAGGAUUGUCUUGGAGGCCAUAAUGUGCUUGUAUGGACUCCAUGAUCAAUCUUAAUGCCAUAAAUGAACACAAUCAUGAUUUCUGUAGAAACAUCACAAACAGCUCUAUCAUAAGAACUCAUUUAGGCUAUUUAUGUCACAGGUUGUGGUCUGAUAUUGUUGACUUAUGUAUAAAGUGUCGCAAAUUAAGGAAAAUUGAUGAUGAUUUUUUUGGUUGCAUCUUUUUUUUUCCCCCAUUUAUGAAUCAAAACCAGCUAAUAUUACCUAUGAAAAAUGACUACGGUUAUGAAAACAGCUAUGUAGUUCUGCUAAAAUGCGAUCCAAUCAUUUCAUUUUGCUGUUUUAAAUUGAAUCGAGUGAUAGAAACAGAGCUCUAAUGGCACUGACGUCACUUUAUGUCAGAAGAAAAAGAGGAAAAGCAACAUGUUUUGUAUGGAAAGAGAGAGGUUGUGACAUAUUUUGUUUUGUUACUGGCACAGAGGUCAUCCAAAAGCGUCCAUCUGUCAGUGCCAGUAAUGUGCCAGGCAGUGCUGAAACCAACGGAGGACUCCAGAAGACCCACUCCUGCGAAAAGAGGCUUCUAGUUUGACUGGAUUUUAUCUGACUACUUUUUCUUUUUCUUCUUCUUCUUGAUUUCCCAUCACAGAACCUCACAGUCUUUAAUAUGAAGCUUCAGUGUGGUUACAGGUGGAGGUGAGGGUGAAGGUGGAGGUGUA